CAGGGCGCAGGGCCCGGGGCCGGGGCGGCGUGCGCGUGCGUGUAUGCGUGAGCGCGCGUGCGCGGCGCCGCUGUCUGUGGGUUGGCUGGUUAUUUUGCAAGCGGGAGGGGCCGUGCGCGCUCCUGCUCGGCUUCUGUCCCCUAUUCCCCCCCCCUCCCCUGGUCCCAGUCUCUCCUUCGUAAAGAUGUCUGACACAGCAGUAGCUGACACUCGGCGCCUUAACUCGAAGCCACAGGACCUGACCGACGCUUACGGGCCGCCGAGUAACUUCCUGGAGAUCGACAUCUUUAAUCCACAAACGGUGGGCGUGGGCCGCGCGCGCUUCACCACCUAUGAGGUUCGCAUGCGGACAAACCUACCAAUCUUCAAGCUGAAAGAGUCCUGUGUACGGAGGCGCUACAGUGAUUUUGAAUGGCUGAAAAAUGAGUUGGAGCGAGAUAGUAAGAUUGUAGUACCACCACUGCCUGGAAAAGCCUUGAAGCGGCAGCUCCCUUUUCGAGGAGAUGAAGGGAUCUUUGAAGAAUCUUUCAUUGAAGAAAGGAGGCAGGGCCUUGAGCAGUUUAUUAACAAAAUUGCUGGGCACCCACUGGCUCAAAAUGAACGCUGCCUACACAUGUUCCUGCAGGAGGAGGCAAUUGACAGGAACUACGUCCCUGGGAAGGUGCGCCAAUAGGAGCCCCUCUCAUCACCUACUCUCUACUUUCCUGCUGAGAUGACAUUGGUUUUUACACUAAGCCUCUCUCUCUUUGAUCUGAAGUUGGCUGCCCAUCCCCUGGCCUGAUAGACUUGUCUGCCAUUGUACCCCUUGGUACCUCUUGACUACACCUUGUAGGCAUUCUGUAAGGAUCUUCUCUGUGGAGAAGUAGGAAAUCACAGACAGAUACCCUUUGCUUGGGGGUGGGUGGGUGGGUGGGGUUGGACUGGAAGACAAUUUCUUGGGCAUUUACCCAUGCCAAGGCAAACCUUAUGUAUGUGGGGGCUCAUGCUGGUAACACUUGGAUACAUACUGAUGCUACAAGUCCAGGGGAUUUUCCUUCUUAGGUUUAACCAGGAACACUGGGUGGGGAAACACCCUGCCCUUCCUACCUGCAUGAACUUUUUGUUUUUGGGGAAAAUGGUAGAGAUCCAGAAGCUCUCCAUCUUUUCUCUAGGCCCACUCCCAGUUUUCUCAACAGUUUCUUUUAUCAUUUUUAUCAAAAAGCUCCCUUGUUGCUUUCCAUGGCAGUAAUCAUCCCAGAGUCUAAGCAAUCUGUUGUGUAAAGCAAAGUGUGGGUUUUCUGGGCCAAUCUUCAUGGCUGCUACAGAGUCAGAAGAAAGCCAUAGGGAGUAGGAGAGCUCUUGCUGCCUAGCCCUGCCCCUUUCUUUAUGGCUCUAUACUAUGACUGCCUAUUUUUGCUUACCAGCAGGUAGGUCAGUAUGGGCCAGCAAUUUUCCCAUCCCAAGCCUUUGCUACUUUAUGAGUUAGCUUUGUAGGUUUGUUGGCUUAAAAGGUGGGGAUAACUCUCCACUGUCAAGUGACUCCUUGAAUGGUGGCAGUUGGUCAUAUUCUAGGUUCCUCCAGAUUGUAGGGAAGAAUAUUACCACUUUCUUUCUUUUAUUCUCCCUUCUGCAUCGCAUUUAGAGCUAUUCCAAGGGCCGAAGCACACAAACAAACCACAAGUCUCUGAUUUUUCCUAAGCACUUUGAGCUGUUGAAUGGGGUUCAGGGCCAUGGGUUGUCACUGCUCUCCCCAGCUUGGUCAUAGGGUUAUUGAACUGCCUGUGCUUGUUUCCCACGGAACUCCAGUGUUCUCCCCAGGGCUAGUGACUGGGAAUGAAUCUCCUAAAUUUUAGUCUAAAGUAGCUUCUUAUGGCUGAAAACUGUCCUGAACUUUUGUCUGGAAGGAAGUGUUUUUUUUUUUUUUGCUGGGGUUCACUGUUUCUUCUAAGUGGUAGGAUGAGACCAAGUUAACUCUGGUGCCCAGUGACAGUAGAGGCCCUAUGCUCAGAUCCCUAUCAUGAAAGGAUUAGAAUUUCCUAUAUAGAACCUUGGGGAAAUGAUAGCUGAUUUUGAUAUGACCCUGGUCAGAGAGGUUAGGAUUAGAUUUUGAUGAGUGGAACUCAUCUAAGUGUUGACAUACCUUGAGACAGAUGAGCUCUGUAGCUGCUGAGCUCUAUUUCCCACCUCACCAGUGUUGGUAUUGCUGCCUUUUUGAUUUGUAUCCUCUAUUAUAACCUUUUAUUUUAAAAAAAAUAUUUCUUCUUUCAUUGUGCACAAGUGCUGAGAGUCUGAGGCCCCAUUUCUGCUGUGUAUAUAUCCUGAUUCGGGGCUUUUAUUCAGCAAACUGUUCAUUCUUCUGUCAGGAAAUGUCACAUUCAAAUCUGUUCACAUUAAACCACUGUGAAGCAA
Cavia porcellus (domestic guinea pig) is the source of this 2388-nucleotide messenger RNA. RefSeq names its product sorting nexin 12 (gene Snx12). The transcript is spliced from 4 exons. The record is from RefSeq and is a predicted model, not a curated record. Gene Ontology annotation, biological process: endocytic recycling; late endosome to Golgi transport. Gene Ontology annotation, molecular function: phosphatidylinositol-3-phosphate binding. Lineage: Eukaryota; Metazoa; Chordata; Mammalia; Rodentia; Caviidae. Gene Ontology annotation, cellular component: retromer complex; early endosome membrane. Bases 44 to 673 code for a protein of 209 amino acids.